AUUCCCGGGAGCUGCUUCGAGUCUCUUGCUGAGGGAGAAGGAACAUGGAGACUGCUGGCAAAGUCAUUAAAUGCAAGGCUGCUGUCGCUUGGGAGGCUGGGAAACCCCUGUCCAUCGAGGAGGUGGAAGUCGCUCCGCCCAAGGCUCAUGAAGUUCGCAUUAAGCUGAUCGCCACUGGAGUGUGUCACACUGAUGCCUACACUCUGAGUGGAGCCGAUCCUGAAGGGCUCUUCCCUGUGAUUCUGGGGCACGAAGGGGGUGGGAUUGUGGAGAGUGUUGGAGAAGGAGUGACCAGAUUCAAACCAGGAGACAAAGUCAUCCCCUUGUAUAUUCCUCAAUGUGGAGAGUGCAAGUUCUGCAAAAACCCGAAAACCAAUCUGUGUCAGAAGAUAAGGGUCACCCAGGGGCAGGGUCUGAUGCCUGACAAAACCUCCAGGUUCACCUGCAAAGGCAAGCAGGUGUUCCACUUCAUGGGCACCAGCACGUUUUCUGAGUAUACGGUGGUCGCUGACAUUUCUUUGGCCAAGGUGGAUGAGUCUGCCCCCCUGGACAAGGUCUGCUUGCUGGGCUGUGGCAUCUCCACUGGGUAUGGAGCAGCCCUCAACACUGCCAAGGUUGAGCCCGGCACCACCUGUGCAGUUUUUGGCCUGGGAGCUGUAGGUCUGGCUGUGGUGAUGGGCUGUAAGGCUGCAGGAGCCUCUAGGAUCAUUGGGAUCGAUAUCAACAAAGACAAGUUUGAGAAGGCCAAGGAGUUCGGCGCCACUGAGUUCGUCAACCCCAAGGACCACAGCAAACCCAUCCAGGAGGUGCUGAUUGAGCUGACCGACGGUGGGGUGGACUACUCCUUUGAGUGCAUUGGCAAUGUGGGCAUCAUGAGAGCGGCUCUGGAGGCAUGCCAUAAAGGUUGGGGAACCAGUGUAAUAAUAGGAGUGGCUGGGUCAGGACAAGAGAUCUCCACCCGCCCAUUUCAGCUGGUUACAGGACGCACCUGGAAGGGAACGGCCUUUGGAGGCUGGAAGAGUGUGGAGAGUGUACCUAAACUGGUCCAAGAUUAUUUGGCAAAGAAGCUGAAGGUAGAUGAAUUUGUGACCCACACCUUGCCAUUUGAUAAAAUCAAUGAGGGUUUUGACCUCAUGCAUGCGGGAAAAAGCAUUCGGGCUGUCCUGAAAUUCUGAAGCCGGACUGUGGAGAGGCCACAGCUUGCAGUUUAGGUGCCUUAUCCUGCCACGGCAGCCAUGAUUUGAACAGUGUGGGAGUCAACUCAACUAAAAUGCACUCAAACAGUAGUUCAAAAAGUCCCUGCUUCCUGCAAAGUGACUAACAAUGUUAAAAGUUGUUAAAACAAUGUUAAAACUGACUAACAAAAUAAAAUUGAUUUAAAAAAAA
This is a messenger RNA of Lepisosteus oculatus (spotted gar), 1386 nucleotides long. Its product is annotated as alcohol dehydrogenase class-3. Gene Ontology annotation, molecular function: S-(hydroxymethyl)glutathione dehydrogenase [NAD(P)+] activity; zinc ion binding. Gene Ontology annotation, cellular component: cytosol. Lineage: Eukaryota; Metazoa; Chordata; Actinopteri; Semionotiformes; Lepisosteidae. Gene Ontology annotation, biological process: formaldehyde catabolic process. The record is from RefSeq and is a predicted model, not a curated record.